Aegilops tauschii subsp. strangulata is the source of this 1348-nucleotide messenger RNA. RefSeq names its product zinc transporter 2. Gene Ontology annotation, cellular component: membrane. The record is from RefSeq and is a predicted model, not a curated record. Lineage: Eukaryota; Viridiplantae; Streptophyta; Magnoliopsida; Poales; Poaceae. Gene Ontology annotation, molecular function: zinc ion transmembrane transporter activity. Gene Ontology annotation, biological process: zinc ion transmembrane transport.
CGGCCCCCCUCUCGGCCGCCCCGCCCGCCCCAACGGUUCCCAGCGCGCCACACCAGAGCGCCAGAGCGCGGCACCGGCAUGGCCAUGGCCCCGGCCACCAGCCCCCGCCACCUCCUCCUCCUCCUGUUCCUCUGGCUCUGCGCGGCCGCCAGCACGGCCUGGGCGCAUGGAGGCGGCGGGGACGCCGACUCCGGAGACGCGGACGGCGGCGGCGAGGCGAAGCCGGACCUGCGGGCGCGGGGGCUGGUGGCGACGAAGCUGUGGUGCCUGGCGCUGGUGUUCGCGGGCACGCUGGCGGGGGGCGUGUCGCCCUACUUCAUGCGGUGGAACGAGGCGUUCCUGGCGCUGGGCACGCAGUUCGCCGGCGGGGUCUUCCUCAGCACCGCCAUGAUGCACUUCCUCAGCGACGCCAACGAGACCUUCGGGGACCUCCUCCCCCACAGCGAGUACCCGUUCGCCUUCAUGCUCGCCUGCGCCGGCUACGUCCUCACCAUGCUCGCCGAGUGCGCCAUCUCCUCCGUCGUCGCGCGCGGCCGCACCGCGCCCGCCGCCGCCGCCGCCCCGGCAACAAGCGCAGGGGAGCUGGAGGAGGGCAAGCUGAGCAGCACGAAUGGCAACGGCUCGGAUCAACAAGCAGCUGAGCAGGACGCGCACGGGCCGUCGGCGACGGGCCACUCGACGGCGUCGAUGCUGCGGAACGCCAGCACCCUCGGCGACAGCAUACUGCUCAUCGCAGCGCUCUGCUUCCACUCCGUCUUCGAGGGCAUCGCCAUCGGAGUCGCCGAGACGAAGGCGGACGCGUGGAAGGCGCUGUGGACGAUCAGCCUGCACAAGGUGUUCGCGGCGGUGGCCAUGGGCAUCGCGCUGCUCCGGAUGCUGCCCAACCGGCCGCUGCUCUCCUGCUUCGCCUACGCCUUCGCCUUCGCCGUCUCCAGCCCCAUCGGCGUCGCCGUCGGCAUCGCCAUCGACGCCACCACGCAGGGCGCCGUGGCCGACUGGAUCUUCGCCGUCUCCAUGGGCCUCGCCACCGGCAUCUUCAUCUACGUCUCCGUCAACCACCUCCUCUCCAAGGGGUACAAGCCCCAGCGGCCCGUCGCCGCCGACACGCCCCUCGGCCGCUGGCUCGCCGUCGUGCUCGGCGUCGGGGUCAUCGCCGUCGUCAUGAUAUGGGACACCUGAGCCUGAUCCUGUGAACUUGCAUUGUACGUGGGCUGGUUGGUUCAUAGUAGUACUCCUAUUUCAUAGUGGAAGUAUACUGGUAGCUUUAAUGUAGGCUAUUGCCUCAUAGUACAUGUGCUGUGAUAAGAGCUGUUUACAUAGAUUAGUAAAUUUCGCCGAGUCUCUUAAA